AGCGAUUAUAGAUGCCAACCAGUGCUCCCAGUCAGAGAAUCAUGCCAGCAAAUGGAAAAUCUGGGACAAAACCUGAAAGAAAAAAAAAUUCAGCCUCUCCAACAGAAAAAGUCCCAGACUACGAGCCCAACAUCCCUGAGCCCACAUGCAGAGCUGACCUUCUGAAACACUGGAUCGACCUUUCCCUGGAUGACAAGACAGCCAAUAAGAUGCUGUGGAUUACUGAGGGUGGAUCCAAGGUGUCACGCAUGACUGAUAACGUCACCUGUCCCGUCCUGGAUGGACCAGAGAGAUAUGAGCAUACCCCCCAGGUUCUUUGCAAAGAGAGAAUCUUUGGUUUCCGAGCUUAUUGGGAGGUGAAGUUCUCAGGAUGGGUGGUCGCAGGAGUCGCCUACGAGGGGGCAGGGAGGAGGGGCAGCGACGGACAAUGUGGGUUUGGAGAGAAUGAUAAGUCCUGGGCUCUCGGGUGGGGUGGAUGCCGCUACCAGGUGUGGUUCAAUGGCAAUAAUUCAGAAAUCUGGGACAUCCCCGAGUGCACCACCAUUGGGGUUUACCUCGACCAGCCAGCUGGGGUCCUGAGUUUUUAUGCAGUAGAAGAAGAGAAGGAGGGAAAGGAGAGCGAAGUGAGACUGCUGCACCGGAUCGAGAGCUCCUUCAAAGGGAGGAUGGUGCCCGGCUUCUGGGUGGGACAAAAGUCCUCAUGUUUCCUAGUGAAACAUGGAGAGUAGAGUUUUCUAUAUCUGUUUUCUUACAUUUCCAGUUAAACUUACUUAUCCAAAACUUAAAAUAUGUUUCACUGCAACACAUAUUUUAAGUUAAUGCAACUAUUCUAUAUCAAAAUGUGUGUACAAAGAAACACGUAUUAUUGAAUAGCUAUGCUAUGUGUACGGGCUGCUAUGUGUACGAGUUUUCUUGUGUAUCGUUGAUCUGUUAUUUAGUCGAAAGCGAAUGUUAAAGGUCCCAUGUCAUGGCCAUUUCUACUGAUCAUAAUUCCAUUGUUGAGGUAUACUAAAAU
Messenger RNA from Notothenia coriiceps (black rockcod), 1015 nucleotides. Its product is annotated as stonustoxin subunit beta-like. The transcript is spliced from 5 exons. The record is from RefSeq and is a predicted model, not a curated record. Lineage: Eukaryota; Metazoa; Chordata; Actinopteri; Perciformes; Nototheniidae. Gene Ontology annotation, molecular function: protein binding. The coding region runs from base 12 to 728 and encodes 238 amino acids.